GAGUCCGAAAAAAAAAUUACAUCACAAAUCGCCAUCUGAGUCGAUUUUCAACAUUUUUGAUAAACUUGAUAUUGUAUUAAUUAAAAAAGAAAUGGAACGCGUGGCUAUUAAUAUUCAAAAGCUGAUGUUACGCAGUAGACCUAACUGCGUAUUGUUAUAUUCUACCCGCCCCUUCUGUUUUCUAACUAAUGCAAAUUAUAAACAGUUUCAAUUAUCGACAAAAUCAGACGAUCCUCUCUUCAACAAAGUCAAAUCAGUCAAAUGUCAACAAAGUCGAUGGUUUGCAAAUAGAAAUGAUACAAAACACUUGAGUACUUUUAGCAGACAAAAGCUGUUGCGGUUACAAUGGGCAGUGACUUAUGCCACAGAGUCUGGUGAUUCAAAAAAGAAGGCUGAUGGAACAGUUAAUAUUCCUUUUUGGGGUAGACUGCUAAUUGUUUCCAGCAUAGCUGGUGGUAUUUACUACAUGUUUUAUAGUGCUGACAGGUCCCAAGAGUUAGAGGACGAAAAGUUUCGGUACGAGGAAUUCAAGAAAAUUGAAAUGGGUGGAGACUGGACACUUACUGAUCAUUAUGGAAACAAAAGGUCAAGCACUGAUUUUCGAGGAGAAUGGAUCAUAAUUUAUAUGGGAUUUACUCAUUGUCCUGAUAUCUGUCCAGAAGAAAUGGAGAAGCUGGGAAAAAUUGUCAAAACAUUUGAUGAAAAUCCAGAUUUGCCUGAUCUGCAGCCAAUGUUCAUCACUCUAGAUCCAGAGCGAGAUUCACCUUCUGUUAUCAAAGAUUACUUGAAAGAUUUUGCAUCACCUCGAAUAAUUGGGUUUACUGGAACUGAAGAUGAAAUUAGGGAGAUUGCUAAGAAAUUUCGAGCUUACUUUGGCAAGGGACCCAAAGACUCAGACAAUGACUAUAUAGUGGAUCAUACAAUAAUCACUUACCUGAUCAACCCUAAAGGAGAGUUCGUCAACUACUUUGAUAGAAGUGUGAAGGCUGAGAAUAUCAUUAAAACUGUGACAGAACAUAUAAAGAAAUAUAAUGAAUUAGAGAAGAGAAAUCUACUUUAGUGUCAAACCAUAUUUCAAAUGCUAUUUAUGAAUGAAUCAACACCUUUAAAUACAUUCUUAAUCUUGGAGGUUUUUUUUAAAUGAGCAUCUAUUGUGAAAUGAAUGUGUUAAAAUGUUAACUGUAUGUAAAAAAAUUAUUCACUGUAUAGCAGAGGCUUUUAUUAGUUAAAUGUAGUAUUUGAAGGAGUGUAUUUAAAUUGUAAUUAAAGACAGAUUAUUACU
This is a messenger RNA of Physella acuta, 1282 nucleotides long. Its product is annotated as protein SCO2 homolog, mitochondrial. The record is from RefSeq and is a predicted model, not a curated record. Gene Ontology annotation, biological process: mitochondrial respiratory chain complex IV assembly. Lineage: Eukaryota; Metazoa; Mollusca; Gastropoda; Physidae.